Molecule: messenger RNA, 1557 nt
Organism: Notodromas monacha
Lineage: Eukaryota; Metazoa; Arthropoda; Ostracoda; Podocopida; Cyprididae
Source: the annotation of a GenBank genome assembly
AUGCCGAUGACGACGAGGCAAGCCACGGCGACGGUGGUCAACAAGAAGAAAAAGGAGAAGCAGCAGCGGGUUAAAGGAAAGAGGGUGCUCGGACGGAAGUCGAGUGAUGACGACGACGACGACAGUAGUCUGUGGGGCAGCUGUGAAUGUGGUGUCCAGCAAUCGUAUUCUCGUCUUCCUCCUCCUACUAUUGACGACGACGACACCGACAACAACAAUAAGAAAAGUGCAGACUCGAGUCAUCGUUACGUGUCCCUCCCGCAUCAGUUGACCUCGCUGCGUGCUGUAUUUUGUGCGUAUGCCAACUUGAAGCACCGGCUUCUGAUGCGAGGAGGAUGUGGUGGUGCAUCGGAUAGGUCUGCGAUCCGCUGGACCAACGUCGUUGAGGCCCUCAUGUCCGUCACUUUCGUCUUGUUCCUUGCUGUGGCAGGCUACUGGCUGGCGGCGGGCUGUGAAACGCUGCCGAGUUUCACACUAGGCGAGUUCCACGCCCUGGUGCAGCGUGCGUUGCUGGAGGAGGAGGAGAAGGCUGCAUCGGGGACGAGGACGACAGUCGGCGACGACUACGGUGUGACGUCUUCGAGGAAUGCUGUCGACAGAUCAUCGUCGACAGCAACAGUCUACGCAGUUUCGACGACGAUGGAGAAGGCCUUGCGCGUUGACGGCGGUGACGAUGACGACACCAACGGCAGCAAGAGACACGAGUGGUUCUUCCUCCUCUGGCGGUCCGUGACCGGCGUGCUUCGAGAAGCCCUGCCUUACCCGCUCACGAGCUAUCCGAACAUGGUGGGCCACCGAGGGCCACAAGAGAGCGAGCAGGUCAUUGCGACGCUGGCAGCCAUCCUCACGACCACGAGAUGCAACCCGCUCGUGCACCCGUUUGUCUGCUCCGUCCUCGAGCCCUUUUGCACCGUCGUCCGAGGAGGGCCAUCAGCUCCUGCUCCUGCUGGUGGACCGUCGACGCAGCAGCAUCACGUCGUCAAGCCGCCGUGUCGUCAAUUUUGUCAGACCAACCCAAUGGCUGUGAUCAACAAAUUCUUGAAAGAAGCUGGCGUGCCUGAGAACUUCGAGAUGGUGGAUUUUCCGGAUCUCGACGUGGAUCGCAUUUGCGAGACCAUAUCUCCGAAACCGCCGAACAUUCACGCGACAAGAGAAAGUGAGGAGCCGAAAGAGAUUUACUUCGUCAAGGAGAGUUUCCCGAAUGCGAGCGGACCGAUUGCAAUGAUCCAUGCUUUCCAAUUGCCGAGAGAAGCCAUUCUCGCCAAGUUCGAGGAUGACUGCAACCAGGACCAAACCCCGGAAGCCCGUGUUACUGCACUCAAGGAUUACAAGGAACUGAUGGAAAAGCAGGCGAAAUCUGAAUCUCAACUGCCAACCAUGGAACUAACGCCUUACUACUACGUCGCCAUUGUGCAACACCAGGGGACGAUGCAUGAAUUGGGAUGGAAACAAAAUUGGACCCAAAGCACAUGGACCAACUUAUUCUGCCAAAACUUUCGUCCACGAUGCUGCCAAGGCAUGCAAGAAAUUCAUCCAAGAAAACCCUGGAGAACAUAA